This is a messenger RNA of Opisthorchis viverrini, 435 nucleotides long. RefSeq lists its product as hypothetical. Lineage: Eukaryota; Metazoa; Platyhelminthes; Trematoda; Opisthorchiida; Opisthorchiidae. The coding region runs from base 64 to 435 and encodes 123 amino acids. Gene Ontology annotation, biological process: regulation of apoptotic process. The transcript is spliced from 2 exons. The record is from RefSeq and is a predicted model, not a curated record.
GUUGAUGCUGUCACUGAAGUGACAUCUUCAAGUAGCCAAACGACAGCAACCAUAACCCCUGUUAUGGACAACUCAGACGGUAGGCCAGUUUCAACGGAUCAAACUCACAAAUCAACAGCCAACGGUAGUGAACUCAGUCCAAAAUUUACCGGACUGCGUGCAGCACACUAUGUUGCUUGGACAGCCGAGUUCAUUCACGGCUCCCAUGGCAUAUGGGACUGGAUUACUGCCAACGGCGGAUGGGAUGGUCUGAUAAAGUUUGAAUCAGAGCGGGGAAUAUACGAUUCUACAGCAGGAGGUGACCGAAUUCUUGUUGGCUUCACCGAGGACGACGCGAUGCGAUUGCUACGUCGAGCAGUGACCGGAGUGGCAACGUUGGCCGUGGGUGCUGUCGGUCUGGUGGCUGCUCUACGUUACUUCUCGAAACGCAUGUAG